AUGAAGUUGUUGAAUACGUCUUAUUUAAGACUCUUGAAUUUGAGCAGCAGACCCCAGGUGCUGUUACAUAGAUACUUCUCCGAUAAGGUGAAACAUGGACUUGAAAAAUAUCCCGAAUUAAAUGCCACUGAUUUAGAUUCUGAGGGAAAUCCAGAUUAUGUUAAAUUGAUCUUAACCUCAAAAGUUUAUGAUGUUGUCCAAGAUGCUGGAUCCCCCCUUACUCAUGCAGUCAACUUAUCACAGAAAUUAGGAACGAACGUAUAUUUGAAAAGAGAAGAUUUAUUACCAGUGUUUUCAUUCAAACUUCGUGGGGCUUAUAAUAUGAUUGCAAAUUUACAUGCUAACCCAAACAAAAAACUUGAUGGAGUUAUUGCAUGUUCAGCAGGUAACCAUGCCCAAGGUGUUGCUUUCUCAGCUAAUAAGUUAGGUAUUCCUUCAGUUAUUGUAAUGCCUACAGCCACUCCUUCCAUCAAAUAUAAGAAUGUAAGUAGAUUGGGAUCUCAAGUGGUCUUGUAUGGUGAAGAUUUUGAUUCUGCCAAAUCAGAAUGUGAUAGAUUAAGUAUAGUUCAAAAUUUGACUAAUAUCCCACCAUUUAAUCAUCCAUAUGUUAUUGCUGGUCAAGGUACAAUUGCCUUGGAAUUAACAAGACAAUUAAGUUUGGAUAAAUUAGAUGCGGUAUUUGUACCUGUUGGUGGAGGUGGUUUAAUCUCCGGUGUUGCUGCUUAUCUUAAGAAAGUAGCUCCUCAUGUCAAGAUCAUUGGGGUUGAAACUUUCGAUGCUGAUGCUUUAAAAAAAUCUCAUGAUGCUAAUCAUCUUGAAACUUUACAUACUGUUGGAGCAUUUGCUGAUGGUACAGCUGUUAAAGUCGUUGGAGAAGAAUGCUGGAGGUUAUGUAAGGAUUUGGUUGAUGAUAUUAUUUUAGUUUCAACUGAUGAAUUAUGUGCUGCUAUUAAAGAUAUUUUUGAAGAUACGAGAUCUAUUGUUGAACCUUCAGGUGCCUUAUCUGUUGCUGGUAUGAAAAAAUACGUCAAACAAAACAAAGAUAUUGAUCACAAAACCAAGUCUUAUAUUCCAAUUUUAAGUGGUGCUAAUAUGAAUUUCGAUAGAUUAAGAUUCGUCAGUGAAAGAGCUGUUUUGGGUGAAGGUAAAGAAGCUUCAUUAGUUGUAAGUAUUCCUGAAAGACCAGGUGAAUUCUCAAAAUUACAAUCUAUCAUUGAUCCAAGAUCCAUUACUGAAUUCAGUUAUAGAUACAAUAAUAAUGACCCUGCCAAUAUUUUUGUCAGUUUCAAUGUCACUGAUAAAGAAAAUGAUUUGAAAGAUAUAAUCGACACCAUGAGAAGUCCUGAUUAUGGAUACGAAGUUCAUGAUAUUUCCGAUAAUGAAGUAGCUAAAAGUCAUGGUCGUUAUUUAAUUGGAGGAAAUUUCCAAAAGAAACCUAAUAAAAUUGUAAGAGAAAGAGUUUAUGAAUUUGAAUUCCCUGAAAGACCAGGAGCAUUAUUCAAAUUCUUGAAUACCUUAAAACCAGAUUGGGACAUAACUUUAUUUAAUUAUAGAAAUCACGGUAAUGACGUUGCCAAAGUAUUAUGUGGAAUUGUCACCCCUGAAGAAACAUUAGAAGAAGAUUUCCAAGCUUUCUUAAAGACUUUAGGUUACAGAUUCUCUGAUGAAACCGAUAAUAUCAUUUACAAAAAAUUCUUAAGCUAG
This is a messenger RNA of Yamadazyma jaroonii, 1704 nucleotides long. Lineage: Eukaryota; Fungi; Ascomycota; Pichiomycetes; Serinales; Debaryomycetaceae. The record is from the annotation of a GenBank genome assembly.